AUGACCAUUUUUCGAAGGGAAAGGGGAAGGGCUGAGGCGCCAUCUGACCAAAUCGCGGUCCCCAGCGCCUAUUUUCGAAAGCAUCCCUCUAUGCCUCAUUUGCGUGACCAGAAUGAGUAUCAAGACUUUUAUCAGAAGUCUAUCGACAACCCUGACGAAUUCUGGUCAUCGAUGGCCAGGGCGUUUCUGAAAUGGGAAAAUCCGUUUGACCGAGUCCACCAUGGGAGCUUCGAGCACGGAAACCAUGGCUGGUUCCUUGGCGGAAAGUUGAACGUCUGCUACAACUGUGUGGACCGACAUGCGCUCGAGAACCCGGACAAAGUGGCUAUUAUUUACGAGCAUGAUGACCCCGAAGAUGUACCGCAAAAAUUCACGUAUGGAAAAUUGUUGCGAGAUGUCUCGAAGUUAUCUUGGGUGUUGAAAGACUUGGGUGUACAGAAAGGCGACAUUGUGACCAUCUACCUGCCCAACAUUCCCGAAGCAAUCGUCACCAUGCUAGCCUGUGCUCGCAUCGGCGCUGUUCACUCCGUCGUCUUUGCUGGUUUUUCGGCCCCGUCGCUCCGAGGUCGGUUGGAAGAUGCACGUUCAAAGGUCAUUAUCACUGCCGACGAAUUCCACCGUGGCGGCAAGGUCACUCAAAUGAAAACUGUUGUUGAAGACGCACUCACCGAAUACAAAGGCUGCAAAGUUCAGUGUCUUGUCCUCAGAAAAACCGGAAGUCCGGUCCCCUGGUCUCAGAGAAGUACGGACUUCUGGUGGCACGAAGAAUGCGCCAGGUGGCCGGGAUAUUGUGAGCCAGUGCCCAUGGGGGCGGAAGAUCCAUUGUACAUGCUUUACACGUCUGGCUCGACGGGCAAGCCCAAGGGUCUCAUACACACCACGGCUGGGUACCUGCUCAGUUGCGCCGUUUCAGGGAAAUACGUACUGGAUCUCCACCCUUCAGAUACAAUGUUCUGUGCUGGGGAUGUCGGAUGGAUUACCGGUCAUAAUUAUCUCGUGUAUACACCUUUGGUGCUUGGAAUUACUACCGUCGUCUUUGAAGGAACCCCUGCAUACCCAAAUUAUGAUCGAUUCUGGCAGAUCCUAGAUCGAUGCGAAGCUUCUCACUUCUACGCAGCGCCUACAGCUUUACGAAUGAUAAAGAAAAACCGACCCAACGGAAGCAAUAAACCACUGGAGAGAUUGAGGGUCAUUGCGUCUAUAGGUGAGCCUUUGGCAUCCAAUGUAUGGCACUGGUGCUACGAAGUGCUCGGGCGUAAAGAGGUGCAUGUCUUGGAUACAUAUUUCCAAACAGAAACGGGCUGCCAUGCCUUCUCCCCACUGGCGGGAGUCACUCCCACCAAGCCUGGCACUGUGGCCCUGCCAUUCGUCGGCUUUAAGCCAGCCCUGAUCGAUCCUGACUCGGGAAGAGAGAUCAAGGAAGACGAGGGCAGAGGUUUGCUAGUAUACAAGCAGCCAUGGCCGGGCAUCGCACGUACAGUGUGGGGUAACCACGCCAGAUAUAUGAAAACGUAUUUUGAGGGAUACAAGGGGUAUUUUGUAACUGGUGAUAGCGCCUACCGGGACCGGGACGGCUACUACCGCAUAUUGGGUAGAGUUGAUGAUGUCGUCAACAUCUCAGGCCAUCGUUUGUCGACUGCUGAAAUAGAGUCCGCUCUUUUGGAUCAUGGUGCUUUUGCCGAAGUUGCGGUUGUUGGUGUCGAUGACCAACUGACUGGUCAAGCCUUGAACGUGUUUGCCUGCCUGAAGAACCAGGUCGUGAGGGACAAAGGGAAGCUCGAGUCUUCAGCAAAACUGCAUAUUGGGGAAGUCAUUGGUCGCUUUGCAGUACCCAAGAAGGUAUUUAUUGUGAGCGACCUCCCCAAGACGCGAUCAGGAAAAAUUAUGCGACGACUAUUGAGAGCGAUACUUGAGGGGGAAAGGAACCAGCUGGGCGAUACAUCCACUCUACUGAAACCUGCGGUCGUUUCAAAUAUCAUUGACGAAAUCAAUGAUCAGGCACAAUCAGGGUCAGAGGCCAUGAUCACCCCAGAUACUGUGAGUUCGUCAGAAGAUAGCAUUUUGCUCACGCAAAGUCCAUUUGACUUCCCGGCCUACAAUCUUACCUUUUUGGAUCACAUCCUGCCCCCUUGCCACAUGUUCAUGUUCCUCUCGUUUGAAAGUGCCUCCAUGGAGGGCAUCGAUGCCCUUCGCCUUGGCGUCACCCGGUUGAGUGAGAAUUUCCCAUUCUUGACCGGAGUGGUUGUACCAUCGAGUCAAUCUUUGGGUCAGACAGAUGUGUUCGAAGUCAAGCCAGCCAGUGCAGCUUUCCUUCGGGAGUAUCCCAUGCUCAAAGUGGCGUUUAGCCCCGAGAUGGAUAUGAUCGCGCAAGAUGACUUCAUCCAACAAAAGUACCUACCUAUCCCCUUCCUGACACCUCCAACAAAGCCUAUGCCUCUGGUACGUUUCCAAGCAAAUGUGACGGGGCACAGUAUUAUUCUUUGCGUCGCUUAUAACCAUAGAGCGUUGGACAGCACAGGCGUGUCGGUGGUGCUCAAGAUUCUGUCUGAAUUCUGCAGAGCGCCUGAUGCGACACCUGAAAAUCUCUCAACCAAUGAUGCAGCAGAGACUACUGCUCGAGAACAUAUCAGAGACUUCCAGGCCAAAGAGCCUUUGCCAUUAAACUGGACGCCGGUCCCAUUAUCGCUCGACGCAACCCCGCCAGUAGAUCCGGGCCAGGAGCCCGUCAGCCGGCCCUUUAGCCUCAGUGCUCAAAAGAUCGCCUUGCUCAAGGACGCCUGCAAUAGAAUCAUUACUUCGGAGUCUCAUAGCAGCCCUGAGAAGACUUGUCUCUGUACAUCCAACGACAUUAUCACAGCCUUGGUGGGGUUUUGUGGCAACAAGGCGCGCCAAAAGAUCGUGCCUGAAGCUGUCUCACCACCGAGGGUCAUCAUAGCUGCAAAUGCGCGAAAUCAAUGUCAACUACCCCCAAACUAUAUGGGAAAUGCACUUGUGGCGGUCGAAACUACAUACGAUCCACUCCGCCACGUUCAUGAAAUGGCACAUCUAGGUUUUCCAGGUAAUUUGAGCCAGAAAGAGCUGGGCCAGGUCUGUAGCAUUGCCAUCGCUCUGCGAGAGCAAAUUGGCCUACUUUCAGGGGAUUAUCUACAAGGAAUCCUGCGCAACAUGUCUGAUAGGAAAAGCCUCUCUUCAUUUCACCCAGCUUAUGGGAGAAGCAUUAUCGUGUCAAGCUUGCGUUGGAUGGACUUUUAUCUGGACUUUGGGCCCAUGGGGAGGGUCAAAAGAUACGACAUCCCGGAGAAGAAGGUCCUAGGAGUCUGUUGGGUUUUGCCCGCACGAGAAUUGGCAGUCGAUUUCGCGUCGCAGACAUUUGAGUUGAGAUUUGUUCUUGAGAGAGUAGCCAUGGAACGCCUUCAGGAGGACGACCUAUUUACCUGGAUGACGAAAGAUUAG
Penicillium pulvis is the source of this 3453-nucleotide messenger RNA. Its product is annotated as Acetyl-coenzyme A synthetase. The transcript has 6 exons. The record is from RefSeq and is a predicted model, not a curated record. Gene Ontology annotation, molecular function: AMP binding; acetyl-CoA synthetase activity. NCBI's taxonomy places the organism in Eukaryota, Fungi, Ascomycota, Eurotiomycetes, Eurotiales, Aspergillaceae. Gene Ontology annotation, cellular component: cytosol. The coding region runs from base 1 to 3453 and encodes 1150 amino acids.